Molecule: messenger RNA, 969 nt
Organism: Aspergillus pseudoviridinutans
Lineage: Eukaryota; Fungi; Ascomycota; Eurotiomycetes; Eurotiales; Aspergillaceae
Exons: 3
Coding region: 1-969 (322 amino acids)
Source: RefSeq, a predicted model, not a curated record
AUGGGUCUCCUUACCCCAUUUGUGCCCUACCACACAUCUGCUGGGUCGAAUACCAUUCGAAAAUUUGGUGGUCUACUAACUGUUGAGUUCCUGGAGCCGCCCCCGGGUCGAAGUUUUAUGAUGCGUCAGACCUACAGACUGGACGUGGAAGGACCUGUCUCGCCCGCGCUGCGGAAGCUCAUCGAUAGUCCCCAGCGGCCCGACGGCCCUGCAAUGCACUUCCACCGGUACCAGUCCGAGUUCUUCCACGUCGAGCAUGGCAUCUGUGUGGCUGAGGUUGACGGCGUGUCGCGCAACCUUACUCCAGAAGACGGGGAGGUCUCUCUUCCCGCGAACCGUAUCCAUCGUUUCUCCAUCCAUCCAGAUUCGGGCGAAUAUAUGACAGUGCUACUGAGUGGUUCGGAUGCGGGGAUUGAUAACCAGCUUGAUAGAGUCUUCUUCGAGAAUUGGUACGGAUACUGGCACGAUGCACUGCUCUACGAUGGGGGUCUUGAUUUCAUUCAAAAAUUACAAAUGCUCGAUGCAGGUGGACAUUAUACUCCAGCGCCGGCAUGGAUGCCCUUCCGGCUUUUCUUUGGCUACUGGACCAGUGUAAUCAUUGGCCGGUGGCUUGGGGGUCUGCUAGGCUACAAGCCAUUCUUCAAAGAAUAUACGACGGAUUGGGAGUUUGCCGUAAACAAAAUGAAAAGUUCGUUCUGGACUCGGCGCUCAGUUGACGGUUUUUGGGGCGCGAAGGAGCGCUGGAAUAGAGAAGCGGAGCUGUCUGCUGGACCUAAACCGACCAAUGCGGAACUCCAGUAUCUACUCGAGGAUGUCACAGCAGCUACAAGAGCUGCUAAGGCCAAAGCCGCGGAGAACGGCUUUACUAAUGGAUGUGCCGAAACCGGUGAGGUAUCUAGAGGAUACGAGGAGACUGUUGGCAUUUCUUCUGGGUUAAAAUCCGAAAAUGCUCAGGUUCGGAAGCGCUGA